Chelmon rostratus (copperband butterflyfish) is the source of this 2068-nucleotide messenger RNA. RefSeq names its product PR domain containing 6 (gene prdm6). Gene Ontology annotation, molecular function: histone methyltransferase activity; protein binding. The transcript is spliced from 9 exons. NCBI's taxonomy places the organism in Eukaryota, Metazoa, Chordata, Actinopteri, Chaetodontiformes, Chaetodontidae. The record is from RefSeq and is a predicted model, not a curated record. Gene Ontology annotation, cellular component: nucleus. Bases 1 to 1800 code for a protein of 599 amino acids.
AUGCUGAAGCCGGGUGACCCGAGCGGCUCGGCCUUCUUGAAGGUGGACCCGUCCUACCUGCAGCACUGGCAGCAGCUCUUCCCCCAGGCGCAGCUGAAGGCUCCUCUUGCCACACCGCAGCCUCCACCUGACCGUCUCUCCAUCCCCGUGGACAGCCUGCGCCCAUCCCGCCUGCACAGCCACCUCCUGGCAUCCACACACUGCACCUCCUCCUCUUCUUCUUCUACAUCCUCCACCUCAGCUUCUUCUUCGGCAGCAGCGGCGGCGGCGGCUGCAGCAGCAGCAGCAGCGGCGGCGGCGGCAGCUCUCACCCCAUCCUCCUCCAUCUCCAUCUCCACUUCAGCAGGGAUCUCCCAGCUGCCCGUCCCCCAGCAGAUUGCACUCUUUGGGCAGGCGUUGGCCCCGGUGUGUGCUGGGCCAGGAGGACCUGGAGGAGGAGGAGGAGGAGGAGGAGGCAAAGGAGCGACGGCUAGGUUCAAGCUGACGUCAGAGGAGCUGGACUACUACCUGUACGGACAGCAGAGGAUGGAGAUCAUCCCACUGAGCAACCACACAGGAGAGGUCAACAACCGAUGUGACAUGUGUGCAGACAACAGGAACGGCGAGUGUCCGAUGCACGGCCCUCUUCACUCGCUGCGUCGACUCGUCGGCACCAGCAGCACGGCGGCGCCCGUCACCCUGCCAGAUGUCCCUGAUUGGCUCAGAGACCUGCCCAGAGAGGUGUGUCUGUGCACCAGUACAGUUCCUGGUCUGGGUUACGGGAUCUGUGCGGCCCAGAGGAUCCCUCAGGGAACCUGGAUCGGCCCCUUUCAGGGAGUCCCCCUGCUGCUGGACAAACUGCAGUCUGGAGCCGUCAGAAACUCCAGGCACCUGUGGGAGAUCUAUGAUGCAGAUGGGACGUUACAGCACUUUAUUGAUGGUAAUGAUCCCAGUAAGUCCAGCUGGAUGAGGUACAUCCGCUGUGCCAGACACUGCGGGGAGCAGAACAUGAUGGUUGUACAGUACAGGUCCUGUAUCUUCUACCGAGCGUGCAUGGACAUCCCCAGAGGCACAGAGCUGCUGGUUUGGUACAAUGAUUCCUACACUUCGUUCUUCGGUAUCCCGCUGCAGUGCAUCGCUCAGGACGAAAACUUAAACGUCCCAGGCACAGUGGUAGAUGCCAUGACCAGGCAGGAGUCUCUCCAAUCAUUCAGCAAGAAUGGCAAACCUUCCUCGUCUUCCUCCUCUUCCACCCCCUCCGCUGCCCUCAUGCGCUCCAUGGUCUUCCCCCACUCCCCCUGCUCUAGGAAUUUAUCCCUGUUGGACAAGGUUGGGGUCGCGGUUCAGUCAGACUCCAGUUUUGGCCAGUUGGGGUCAAAGAACCAGCGGAUCCUGGCAAGCCCAACCUCCACCAGCCAGCUGAGCAGUGAGUUCAGUGACUGGCAUCUCUGGAAGUGUGGCCAGUGCUUCAAAACCUUCACCCAGAGGAUCCUGCUGCAGAUGCAUGUCUGUCCGCAGAAUCCAGACAGACCAUACCAGUGUGGCCACUGCUCCCAGUCCUUCUCUCAGCCAUCAGAUUUGAGGAACCACGUCGUGACACACUCGAGUGAUCGGCCCUUCAAAUGUGGAUACUGCGGCCGUGCAUUCGCCGGUGCCACGACGCUCAACAACCACAUUCGCACGCACACAGGGGAGAAGCCGUUCAAGUGCGAGCGUUGCGACCGCAGCUUCACACAGGCCACUCAGCUCAGCCGCCAUCAGCGACUUCCCAACGAGUGUAAACCAGUGAACGAGAGCAGCGAGUCCAUCGAGGUGGAUUAACCCUCGACUGAAAAAUACUGACGCCGCAUCCACAUUAAGGCAGCUAAAUCUGAAAACGCAUCUUUUCCUCUCUGUUUUUGGCCCGUCAUCCACACUGAGACUGCUUAUUUUUACAGCCAAAAACAAGAUUAAAAAAAAAAAGAAAAUUGACAGCGGAUAAAUCUGAAAAUGCUCAGGAUUACUCUGGAAAGCACACAACCUCCAACAAAUGAUAUCAGAAAUUUAAUUUUAGAUUAGGCUCCAUAAUGUGCACACAGGAGGAAAACUG